AUGGCCGUCCGCACCCCCCCCGCCGAUCCGCUCCUGGUGAUCCUCGGGUCGACAGGGACGGGCAAAUCCGACCUGGCCGUCGAGCUCGCGACUCGCUUCGGGGGCGAGAUCAUCAACGCCGACGCCAUGCAGCUCUACCGAGGGCUCCCCGUGCUGACGAAUAAAAUGCCGGUGCCGGAGCGGCGCGGGAUCCCGCACCACCUCCUCGGCCACAUCGCGGCCGACGAAGCCCCCUGGGACGUUGACGACUUCAAGCGCGAGGCAACCAAGGCGAUGGCCGAGAUUCGCGCCAGGGGCAACCUGCCGAUACUCGUCGGCGGGACGCAGUACUACGUCGACUCCCUGCUCUUCGCCGACGUCAUCCUCGACGGCGUGCAGUGCGAGGCCCCCUCCGGGACGUUUCCCUUCCUCGACUCGCCGACGGAGACGCUGCUCUCGGAGCUGCAGAGGUGCGACCCCGUCAUGGCGGAACGAUGGCACCCCAACGACAGACGCAAGAUCCAGCGCUCGCUCGAGAUCUUUCUGCAGACGGGCAAGCCGGCGUCGCAGUUUUACGCCGAGCAACGGGAACGCAAGGCGGCGGCGGCCAGCCGAGAUGCCACUUCGUCGAGCCGGCCACGGUGGGAGAAGCUCCUGUUCUGGGUCCACUCGGACCGCGACGUUUUGCGCGAGCGACUCGACGAGCGCGUCGACAGGAUGCUCUCCGGCGGCCUCCUCGACGAGGUCGGCGAGCUCGUCGACUUGAAGCGGCGCAGAGCGGCGGCGGGCCAGGCGCUCGACACGACAAAGGGCAUCUGGCAGUCGAUCGGCUACAGGCAGUUCGAGGCGUACCUGGCGGCCCUCGACGGCGGCGCGACCGACGACGGCGGCCUCGACGAUCUCAAGGCCAAGGCGGUGGAGGAGACGAAGUCGGCGACGCGGCGUUAUGCCGUCCAGCAGACUCGCUGGAUUCGACUCAAGCAGAUGCGUCGGUUGCAGGAGGAAGGUGCCGAGGCUAUGGACAGCCUCUAUGUCGUCGACAGCACCGACCAGGCGCAGUUCCAGCAGGACGUCGUCCAGCCGGCCGCCGGCAUCACGGCGCAGUUCCUCGCCGGCGAGGAGCGGCCUCGGCCUCGCGACGUCUCGGAGCGUGCGCGGCAGGUGCUCACGGCGGCCGCGGAGCCGCCGGCGCAGGAAAAGCCGUCGAAGCGCACGUGCGAGCUGUGCCAGACGGUGCUGGUGACGGAGCAGGCGUGGCAACGACACAUCAAGGGCGUCAGCCACAGAAGGGCGUUGAGGAGGAAGCAGAGGCUCGCGCUCGUGCCCACGGAAGAGCGGGAGAGAGACGAGGCUGAUGUCGGGACACGGCCGUCGAGCCCUGAGAUUGGAUCCAUGUUCUCGUCACCCGCCGAAUGA
Molecule: messenger RNA, 1395 nt
Organism: Drechmeria coniospora
Lineage: Eukaryota; Fungi; Ascomycota; Sordariomycetes; Hypocreales; Ophiocordycipitaceae
Product: tRNA isopentenyltransferase
Exons: 2
Coding region: 1-1395 (464 amino acids)
Biological process (GO): tRNA modification
Cellular component (GO): mitochondrion
Molecular function (GO): ATP binding; tRNA dimethylallyltransferase activity
Source: RefSeq, a predicted model, not a curated record